AUGUUACCUACUCAUCAUCCUUCUCAUCCUCCUCCUCCUCAACAACAACAACAACAGAAUAAAACAACUGAGAGCUCACGCAUCCAAUCAAAAGAACAAGAAUUGGAACAAUACAAUCUAGAGCAAGAAUCCAAAUUAUGGAUUCGAGAGUUUGAUACUAAAUCUAUAGGAGAGAAAUUGUUCGAUAAAAAACAGUCCGAUAAUGCUUUGGACUAUCCCUCUCUUCAUAAAUUAUAUAUUCACUUUGAUGAGCGACUUCUUUCUAAUUUAACUCUGAAUGCUAUGGAAUAUUCAGUAUUUGGACUUGUCUCUACAUCUCUGAAUUUGAAACAUGCCAACAAACAAGUAUUUGUCAUCCUUUUGAAAUUAGUGAAUAUUCUAACUUCAAAACACAAAAAGGUUCUUGACUCGUUACUUUCCUCACAUUCAGAGAGUUUGAAACAUGUCAAUUUCUUAAAGUUUUUAUUUAUUUAUGAAACUGUCCUUAGAGAUGUCUAUUCAACCAAUCACUAUGGAUGGGAAAAAGAACAAGAAGCAUCAUCUCUACUUGAACGCAUCUCUCAGGAAUUAAUUGCUUAUAAUUCUCAGAAUAGUGCCAAUAGCUUAGAGUCUCCACAGCAAGAAACAGAUUUAAGAAAAAUUAUUUCUGUUGCAUUAUCACUGAAUGAAAUUUUCUCUGCAGUUUUCACAGCACAUCUAAGCGAGCCCUCAAUUUUAGAAAUGGUUGAAUCCUUGAAUAGAACAGCCGUUCAUAUCCUUUCGAGUAAUCAUCAUGAGUUGAACAAAUUUGAUUGGGCAUUCCGAACCUAUCUCAAUAUUUCAUCUCGUGUCCUUAAUCUUGCAACAAUCAUGUUACGACAGUCCUCCAUGAAUAUUGUGUUUACCUCCAUGUUUGUCAAGAAAAUGAUGAAUUUGAAAGCAAACUUUUUGAAAUUAACACAAACACCACAUUUCCUAUUAUUCAAGCAUAGAAUUGACGAACAAAUUUCACACAUGGACGAUAUUAUUUAUCAGUAUCUCAAAAACACGAACGGUGGACUUUCCAAAUCAUUGAUCGAUACAGACAUGAAUCAUUAUGGGUUAAUCGUUUCCAAUACACUCUCAUUUAGAUGUCAAUUUCUGAAACAAGAAAACAUUGGCGACACCCUAUACUAUUUGUUUAAAACACUAGUUGCUAUUGCUAGGAAAAAUCCUUCAUCUUUGACAUGUUCUAUGGAUAUUAUUUACAAGGCAUUUGAACAUGAAGUGAAUCAUAAUACAUUUCUCACAGAAUCCACAGGCCUUUACAUCAAAACCAAACAAGCUUUUAUGUUUAGUAUUAUUUGGUUGAUCUAUCUCGAGUACAAUAAGGGUCACAUACAAAGAGAGGAUUUCUUUUCCAUAUUAGAAACAUUGUUGAGAAUUCUUCAUGAUUAUGAUGUUUACAAGACAGCAUCAGAACAAUCAGUUCCAUACAAAUUUUUGGAAGGACUUAUCAAUCGAGUAUUUAGAAACGUUUUAAUAUUUGAAUUGGAUUCAUUAACAACCUCUCAAGUGAAACAAAUAAUGACUUGCUUGAGAAGAGUCAUUAUCACUGACUACAGAAUCAUUGAAGGAUAUUACUCCUAUAUCUGGAAAAUGGUUUUGAGCAUUCGACAAGAAGACAUCGAAAUGCUUCAUCUGAGUGAGUUUAUGGGAGACAUGUUGAGCAUAUUUGUACACUUUGCCAAAGGAAGACAAGCUUUUGACGAUUUAUUCUCUGCAAUAGACAUGAUUCAUCGUCAUUCCAAAUCUUUCAAUCUUCAUUUUCCAAUCAUUCAAUUAGAAUCAUUCAGAAAUAGUGUAAAGAGCCUUGUCCAAAAUAUUGCACCUACAGAUAUUGUGAUAUACUUUAAGUAUUUAAUUGAAAUAGUGAACCAGAGAUUAGAUGAAUAUGGAAAUGCAGAAAGACUUUUGGUGGUAUUACUCUUUCCUUUAACCUCUUUUGCAUUUUAUGUGACUCUCAAUGAAUCCAAUUACAAAAAGUUACAGAAAUUAGCAAAACAAUGUUGCACUAGAAUCAUCAAGAGAUUAAUGAGUCUUGAAGUGAGUGAACAAAAUCAAGCAGCAGUCAUUCAGCUCUAUUAUUCGAUGAGUAAUAUUAUUUAUAGAUCAGAAGAAUUCUCAUCCGAUGUAUUUUCAAUGAAGGAUAUUAACAAUCACAAUGGAGAAGACUAUAUCAUUAACUUUUAUGAUGGAUCAGGACUCACCAUGAAUUCUUUCACUCAUGGAAAACCAUUUAAGGAAGUUUUUAAAACACUCAGUUUCAAGAAUAAGGGAAUUUAUUGUUAUAUCAUUUUCAGAAGAAUGAUGUCCAUCAACCAGCAAGUGAACAUUAGAAAACAUAAUUUAAUUACCUCUAAUCAAGAAUUAUAUUCCUAUGAGACUCAGGAAAGCAAAAAAGAACAAGAAUUAUUAACACACAAUUUCCAAAUCUAUUUUGAUUUUAUUCAAAAUGAAUUGAAUGCUCUCAUGCAUUUACACAAGUUUGAAGAACAAGAUUUCACUCAUGAAGAAAUUUCAAAAUAUGAUUGGGGAGGUUUUAUUGAAUCCAUUGAUACUGAAAAGAAGUAUCUCUCCAUGCUGUGGUAUUUAAUCAGUAGUAACUUUUUAUAUAUCAUUCCAUAUUGUAAUGAAACUUACAUGAGAAAUUUGAGUCAAUUUAUGCUCACUCAACUCAUCAAUGCAAUUCGAAUCAAAGGACAUUCUUUUAAAUUAUUACCCUAUUCACUUGAGAGAGUCACUCUUGAUUUAUGGAAAGAUGACUUGUUGUUUGAACAACGAGAUGUUCAAGACUCUUUUGAAGAGUUUUUAUAUUGUGAAGUGAAAAAGUCGAUCAAGUAUGCUUCGGAGAUUAUGUUUGGUGAUUCCAAAUGGGCGAAAAGGAUCAAGUCCAUUCUCAGAAAGGCAACUUUGGAAAUUGAUGUUUCAGAUUGCAGAAAAGUGGAGAAGAAGAUUCAUUCCUUGUUGAAAGAUGUCCAUUCUAAACUAUUCCAAAGUGGUGAAUUCUCUUCAGAGAAACAUUCUUCCAUCCCCCUUAUCGAUGAGCACUUGUUCUCUUCAUUCCAAACCGAUUUCACUCCAUCUCAAAGCAUUCAGAAUUGGAAUGAUUAUCUUUGCCCAUUCAUUAACUUGAUUCCAUUAUUUCCAUUCAAAUACUUUUCAUCAAGAUUUGCCAUGUCCAUGUUUUGCAUGUUAUUGUGCUAUGAUGUGAUUAUUAAUUGUGAUCUUGCCAGUUCGAAUACGAUUAAGAAGAGAGAUUCAAUAGACUGCUCAUUCCCCUUAUUUGGAUCCAAUCGAAUCAAAUUUAUGGCAUCUCUUCGACAUGUUCAAUUACUACUCUUAAAGACAUUACCAGAAGAGAAUAUUCGAGAGAUGAUUCAAAUAGGUUCUCCAUUCUUGUGGUUGAGAUAUUACAUGAGAACUUGUCUUAAUUUAAAUUCAAUGCAUCCAUCCAUUCAACAACAACAACAACAAAUUGCAACCACAACAACAGCGACUACAACCACACAUUCAACAAUGACUUCAAUGAUGGAUGAUGACUCCUCGAGUUUGGAAUGGUUGAAUUCUUAUAGCAAUGAAGUGUUGAGAAUUUUCCUCAAGAGUCUUCUUCAAGGAGGGGAGAGUUUGAUGGAAGAGAAUACUAAAUCCAUUCUUUCCACACUCUUGCAUGCAAAUUCUAUCGGAGAUUUGAAACAUUCCAUGUUGAAGAUACGAUUUUCGAAUACCUUAUUGAGUGUGUUGUUCUCUCAAAUGCGUUCAACAAUUUCUCAGAAUGAUGAGAACAGUCGUGAUGGUGGUGUUGAAAAGAAUAACGACAUGUGUUAUGAAUUACUUUUCCAAAAUUCAAAACUUGGAAAAACAAGAAAUAUUUAUCCAUUCGAACAAGCAAUUUUAGAAUAUUCACUUCGAAAUAGGAACAAAAUCUCUGUGGAAGUCUUUGAGAAUAUUGUUCUAUUUGCCAAGAUUUUACUGGUUGCUUCACAUGGUCCAAAAGGUCUUCCCUCUCAUUAUGAUGCAUUGAAUCCUCAAGAAUUGAUGAACAAACUCUAUGAAUGUAUGAGUUGCUUCCUUCAUUCGAGUAGUGGUGAAGCAAAUACUUGUCUUUCACCAGUGUUCACAGAGCUGAUUGAACUUGUUACUCUCGAUGGUCCAAAUGAAGAGAUUCAGAAUUCAUCUCAUUGUCCAAUUCCACCUAGUUCCUUAUUUGUGAAAAUUAUCAAAUUUAUUCAAGCUCAUAUUUCAUCCAUACGACUUGACAAAUCACUUGUGGAUAGAAGUGUAUCAUCUCUUCAGCAUAAGAAUAUUGGAACAAAGAGUGAGGGAGAAAGAAUACUUUCAAUGAUGGUAUCUUGCCUUUCUCAACCACAGAUAGAUUUUCUUAUUCGAUUGCAUUUAGAUCAAUUGAAUGAAUUCAAUCAACAUCAUUCCAUGCCAACCAUUACCAUACAAAAUGCAUCUCAUCACAGAAACCAAGUUCAAUCCAACUGUGAACAAUUGGAGAAUAUUAUUUCAUCACUUCACAUUUGUUUAGAAUCCAUUCACAAGAAGGAAUUACUCUUCUAUUUAUGUAAUAUUAUUGAAUCUUUGAAAUUGAGUACUCGAUCUUAUUUAUUUAAUACGGUUCCAGUUUCUAGUCAUUCUUCAUUGAAUAAGGAAUAUUGGCAAAUCAAUGCAUCUAUUCAAUCGAUGAUUAUGAAGUUAUUGAAAAUUGUUUCAUUUAUUACCAAUGAGAUGAGAACAAGUCAAAUUGCAGUUCCAAAGUCAGCCAUUGAUUUACUCGUUUCAUUCAUUUCAGAUAUUGCUGUUUCAUCAAGCAUUUUCAUAUAUUCUUCCAUUGAUGUUGCCAGUAGAGGAAAGAGUAUUUUAGAACUUGCCAAACUUUCCUACUCUGAUUUAAAUAUCAUGAAAUUGGAUCCAAAUAUUAUUAUUUCACUUUCAGAGAUUUUAGAAACUCUUGUCAAACACAACAUUUUAGAUAUCUCAAAAAUUAAUUGUGUUCAAACCUUGUUGAAUUGUAUCCUUAAUAUGUUAUUCGAGAGAGUAGUUGUAUUUGAUUCAUUAUUAGAAAGCAAAGAUGAUCAAAGAAUGUCAUUCUCUUCAUGUACACAAUGUGCAGAGGCUAUUGGUGCUGUUUAUCAUUGCAUUUCUAAAUUAGUGAGCUGGGAUGAAUUCAAAGCUCAUAUUGUGUUUGAAUUUAUUUCCACAUUUUCAGCAAUUAAUGAACUUGUUGGAGUGGACGAAGGAAAUGAUGAUCACAUGACAACCAUGAACCAUCAUCACCACCUUGAAAAUGAUCAACAAUUUAUUUCUAAAUUAUUAGCAAGCAACAAGAAGAAAAUUUUAGAUCACUUGAUUAAGAAUGGAAUUUUCGUUUUACUUUCUUCCAAUGUUGUGAAAUUUAAGAUUAGUAAUUGGAUUCAAGAGUCUUCCAAAGUACAAUCACUUCAACAUCUCUUUACUCACAUUUUACAGUAUCAUGCCACAGAGAUGGGUUUCUAA
This is a messenger RNA of Naegleria fowleri, 5520 nucleotides long. RefSeq lists its product as uncharacterized. The record is from RefSeq and is a predicted model, not a curated record. Lineage: Eukaryota; Heterolobosea; Eutetramitea; Acrasida; Naegleriidae. The coding region runs from base 1 to 5520 and encodes 1839 amino acids. The transcript has a single exon.